UCUGGAUAAGCCCAAAUUAACCACAUGAUACCUUGUAUCUGAACCUAUCGUCCAGUGGUGUAUUAGUUCAUAAUUGUUUGGCCAAAUAAGGUAAAGGAUAUGCUGAUGUUGACACAAAAUGUGCAGUGGUUUAGACAAAAAAAAAACACACAACUCCAAUCUUACAUUUCGUGCUCACUCAGUACAUCUGGUUACGUUGGACAUAUUUACACACCAAUGUAAUAUAUUUGGACGCAUUUCUUUUCAACUCUCAAAGACCGUGGUGGAGAAUCCAACAAUGCAGACCAUGGAUAUUGACAAAGACACAUAUGCCAACAAGCCCAGAAAAAAGGAUUACAUCGGUGUUACAUUUUCAGCUAACUUUCAGUGGUGGAAGAGACCAUCCGGAGUUGCUGCAGUGUGUCUGGGGCUGCUGUGUGUCCUCCUAUUGGCUGGGAUCAUAGGCCUGUCUGUCUACUAUACCCGAGUCAUUGGUCAUUACUGCUCUGCAGAGAGAUUCCAGACGUCCAGUUUGAACAACCUGACUAAAGAGAGAGACCAGCUAAAGACCAGUUACACCACCCCAACUAAAGAGAGAAACCAGUUAAAGACCAGUUACAGCACCCUGACUAAAGAGAGAAACCAGUUACAGACCAGUUACACCACCCUGACUAAAGAUAGAGACCAGCUACAGACCAGUUACAACACCCUGACUAAAGAGAGAGACCAGCUACAGAGCAGAUACAACAACCUGACUAAAGAGAGAGACCCGCUACAGAACAGUUACAACACCCUGACUAGAGAGAGAGACCAGUUACAGACCAGAUACAACACCCUGACUAAAGAGAGAGACCAGCUACAGACCAGAUACAACACCCUGACUAAAGAGAAAAACCAGUUACAGACAAGUUCUAACACCCUGACUAAAGAGAAAGACCUGCUACAGACCAGUUAUAACACCCUGACUAAAGAGAGAGACCAGUUACAGACCAGUAGUAACACCCUGACUAAAGAGAGAGACCAGUUACAGACCAGUAGUAACACCCUGACUAAAGAGAAAUACCAGCUACAGACAAGUUAUAACACCCUGACUAAAGAGAGAGACCAGUUACAGACCAGUUACAACAACCUGACUGAAGAGAGAGACCACUUGAAGGAAGAGCUAAACAAACAGAGCUGUGGAUGGAAGAAGUUUAAGUCCAGUUUGUACUACCUCUCUACUGAGAAGAAAUCCUGGACAGAGAGCAGACAGGACUGUCUGGGACGAGGAGCACACCUGGUGAUCAUUAACAGCAGAGAGGAACAGGAAUUUAUCCAUGAAUGGAGUGGAUGCCUGGAAAUCUAUCUUGGUUUCCAUGACACCAAUACAGAGGGGGUUUGGGAGUGGAUUAACGAUGGCACAUUAGACCAAUCAUCAGCUCCUGUCACUACGUAUUGGAGGAAUGGGGAACCAAACGAUGCAAAUCAGGGUGAAGACUGCGCUCAUCUCUCAAAGAUGGCAUCAGACCCACUAAAGAGUUGGAACGACGUACCAUGCACAAUGAAUAAGCACUGGAUGUGUGAGAAGACAACGUCCACAUUGUAAUUAUGUGUUUAGAGUUUUGAAACAUGAGACAUUUUGAUGAUCUGUUUUACAUUUUUGUGUUAAGCUCAUUCUUGUGAAAAUUUGGCAAAGUGAUUGGGGGGAAAAAAACAUAGGUACAUUGACCCUUAUUUUAGCAUGGUGGGCUAACACAGUCUGUUCUUGCACAUAUGACCCUGGUUCAAAACCCAGCCGGCGACAUUUACAGCCUAAAAUUCUCAUUUGGAUAUCCAAUGUGACUAGAUGAUGUUUUAUUUCGUAAUGAAAUCCCAACAUUAUAUGAUCAGAAACUGUUAUGGAUUUAAGUGGACUGGCGAAGCAGCUUAAGUAAUAGAACUCCUGAUGUAUUAGCAAAGACACGUAACAGCUUAUUAUUUAACAGUACAACAUCACUAUAGACCAUGUAUGCUGUACUGGUAAUAUAAUGGGUCACUAUAGACCAUGUAUGCUGUACUGGUAAUAUAAUGGGUCACUAUAGACCAUGUAUGCUGUACUGGUAAUAUAAUGGGUCAGUAUAGACCAUGUAUGCUGUACUGGUAAUAUAAUGGGUCAGUAUAGACCAUGUAUGCUGUACUGGUAAUAUAAUGGGUCAGUAGACCAUGUAUGCUGUACUGGUAAUAUAAUGGGUCAGUAGACCAUGUAUGCUGUAUUGGUAAUAUAAUGGGUCAGUAGACCAUGUAUGCUGUACUGGUAAUAUAAUGGGUCAGUAG
Molecule: messenger RNA, 2271 nt
Organism: Oncorhynchus kisutch (coho salmon)
Lineage: Eukaryota; Metazoa; Chordata; Actinopteri; Salmoniformes; Salmonidae
Product: C-type lectin domain family 4 member K-like
Exons: 7
Coding region: 119-1564 (481 amino acids)
Source: RefSeq, a predicted model, not a curated record